Molecule: messenger RNA, 1860 nt
Organism: Colletotrichum phormii
Lineage: Eukaryota; Fungi; Ascomycota; Sordariomycetes; Glomerellales; Glomerellaceae
Exons: 3
Coding region: 54-1583 (509 amino acids)
Source: RefSeq, a predicted model, not a curated record
AAUCCACAUCAACUCAACCACUUAACCACCCAACAACAAGAACAAACACAAUCAUGGACAGAGCCAAGCAAGCCGUUUCUAGCUUCAUCUCCAAGGAUGGUCACCACAAGACCAGCGUCGACGAAGAUGUCAACAGGGCCGUUACCGAAGAGCAGGUCCGCCCUCACCGUCACGAGGAGGUGACUACAGCCGUCGACAAGGAUGUUCACCAAGAUCAUCACCACACUACCAUUCAACCUGUUCAGCACCAGGAAACUCUCCCCGAGAAGCACCACCACAACGUCGUUCCCGUCGCACACAAGACCUUCGAUCACGGAAACGAGAGAGAGACCAAGGAUACUCUUGACCGCGAACACGCCAAGUUCAGAGAUACAUCCACGACCCACGAGACAACUCACACUUCUACCACUGCCCCCGUCGCCACCGGCGAGAGAAUGCACCACCACAUUCACGAGCACAUCCAGCCCGUUAUUCACAAGGAAACCAUUCAGCCUCACGUUGUCCACACCACCAUUCCCAUUCACGAGACACACCACGCGAAGCCCAUUCACCACGAGGCUACCACUCUUCCCGUGAAGACUCUUGAAGAGUUCACCAGAGAGAAGGGCAACCUUACCGACGGCCCCCGUCACAACCGCUACGACGAGUUCGAGGGUUGCCCCGACAAGUACCACAAGGACCUCGGAAACACCCACCAGUCAGGCAUUGGCCAUAGCCAUGAGCACAACCACGGUGCCGGAAAGGCAGCCGUCGGCACUGCUGCCGCUGGCGGUGCUGCAGUUGCCGCCCACAAGCACCACGAGCACAAGAACGAGCAUGAUCGUGGCGUUGACAGCCAUCACUACUCCGGUCCUGGAAAGGGCACUGCCGCCGGUACCGCUGCCGCAGGAGGAGCAACCCUGGCUGCCCACAAGCACCACAACAACGAGACUGGCACUCACGGUGUAAACGACCGCGGCCUCGGCCACACUGGUCUUGAGAGCCAGCACGCUGACCAGCACAACACUCACUCCGGGUCCGGCAAGGUUGCUACCGCUGCUGCCGGUGCUGCCGCUGCGGGUGCUGCCACUCACCAGGGCCACAACAGCAACACCACCCACAACACUACCGGUACUCACAACCCUCUCGGAUCCCACAGCAAUACUGGCACGCACGACACCGACAGCCUGACUGCGGCCCAGACUGCCAACAUUCGUGCCAAUAACACGAGUGGAACUGGCCUGUCUCACAACCAGACUACUGGCCGUGAUAACAUCGCCCACAACCAAACUGUAGGUGACAAGUCCACCAGCACUGCUCAGGGUAUUAUGCACGGCACUCACCCUACCGGAUCCCAGACCUCUGGCAGCAACUACAUGACUUCCGGAACCCCUACUACUGCAACCCACAGCAGCUCAGGCCUGAACACGUCUGAGCCUCGCUUCGGUUCUACUAGCACCAGCACCAGCCAAAGCGGUGCCGGCAAGGCUUCGACCACCGACCAUGCUACCCACGACACUACCGGCAAGAAGAUUUCGCUUGUUGACAAGCUGAACCCUUUCAAGGAUGCUGAUGGUGAUGGACACAAGGGCAUCAUGAGCUAAAUGCAUAAUGACGAUACGGAGCGUUUCUUUGAGUUAGGGUAGUUAUGAAUUAAUGGGCUUGAUCUGUAAUAAUACAUUGGUAGUUUACACUGAAUAUCUCUUAGAUGCCUACGUCAGGCGCUGUCAUCUGGUGUUCUUGUUCUCUCUUGUCCCAAUCCCAAUUCUUUGCGCCUCUGCUCCAUUUUUUGAACACUGACCUUUGUCAGUUUGACGAUGCGUCCUCUGGUGACCUUUUUCAGCAUAAACUGAAUCUUUGGGCCAGGGUUACAUCGACUAG